This is a messenger RNA of Lipotes vexillifer (Yangtze River dolphin), 1743 nucleotides long. RefSeq names its product zinc finger protein 30 homolog. Gene Ontology annotation, biological process: regulation of DNA-templated transcription. The transcript has 5 exons. The record is from RefSeq and is a predicted model, not a curated record. Bases 1 to 1743 code for a protein of 580 amino acids. Lineage: Eukaryota; Metazoa; Chordata; Mammalia; Artiodactyla; Lipotidae.
AUGCGCGACCCGGAGGUCCUGCGCUUCACUUUCCUCGCCUCACCUACCCAGGCCCAGGCGUUGAGGGAAGUGGGAGCCCGUCAGUCUCCAGAGGAGGCCUGUGAAGUGAACCGAAUCGCUGCUGCAGCUCUAAAAGCCAGGUUCUUUGAUUUGGUGAUGUUCAGAGAUGUAACUGUAGACUUUUCUCAGGAAGAGUGGGAAUGUCUGAACUCAAAUCAGAGGAAUUUGUACAGAGAUGUGAUAUUAGAGAACUAUAGCAACCUGGUGUCACUGGGAGGAUGUUCCGUUUCUAAACCAGAUGUAAUUACUCUGUUAGAGCAAGGGAAAGAACCCUGGAUGGUUGUGAGGGAUGAGAAAAGAAGAUGGAGCCUAGAUUUGGAAUCCAGAUAUGGCACUAAAAAGUUAUUUGAAGUAAAGGAUGUUUGUGAAAUGAAUGUAUCUCAGUGGGAGAUAAUGGAAAGAAUUAGAAGUUGUGGCCUUGAAGAUUCCUUUUUCAGGAAAGAUUGUGAAUAUAAAAAGUUUGAGGGACAAGAGGGUCCUCAGGAGGCAUAUUUCAGGCAAGUGAAAAAAACCACCUCUGAAAAAAUGCCCAAGAACAAAAAACGCACAUCUCUUACUCUGUAUCAGAGAAUUCACAAUAGAGAGAAACCCUAUGAAUGUGGGGAUUGUGGGAAGGCUUUUAGAGUACGCCAGCAACUCACUUUCCAUCAGAGAAUUCAUACUGGUGAGAAACCCUAUGAAUGUAAAGAAUGUGGAAAAGCCUUUAGACAGUGUGCCCACCUUAGUCGACAUCAGAGAAUUCAUGCUUCUGACAAACUCCUUGAAUGUAAAAGAUGUGGAAAAAUCUUUACAUGUGGUGCAGAUCUUCGUGUACAUCAGAGAAUUCAUGUUGGUGAGAAGCCCUAUGACUGUAAGGAAUGUGGGAAGGCCUUUAGAGUGCGAGGACAACUUAAUCUCCAUCAAAGGAUUCAUACUGGUGAGAAACCCUAUGAAUGUAAGGAAUGUGGGAAGACCUUUAGACAAUAUGCACACCUUACUCGACAUCAAAGACUUAAUAUUGCUGAGAAAUGCUAUGAAUGUAGGGAAUGUGGGCAGGCUUUUCUGUGUAGUACAGGCCUUAGAGUACAUCACAAACUUCAUACUGGUGAGAAACCCUAUGACUGUAAGGAGUGUGGGAAGGCCUUUAGAGUGCGGCAACAACUUACUCUCCAUCAGAGAAUUCAUACUGGCGAGAAACCCUAUGAUUGUAAGGAAUGUGGGAAGACCUUUAGUCGUGCCUAUCAUCUAACUCUCCAUCAGAGAAUUCAUACUGGUGAGAAACCUUAUGAAUGUAAGGAAUGUCAGAAGUUCUUUCGUCGUUACUCAGAACUUAUUUCACAUCAGGGUAUUCAUAUUGGAGAGAAACCCUAUGAUUGUAAGGAAUGUGGGAAGGCCUUCAGACUGUUCUCACAACUUACUCAACAUCAGAGUAUUCAUUUUGGUGAGAAACCUUAUAAAUGUAAGGAAUGUGAGAAGACUUUUAGACUGCUCUCCCAACUUACUCAACAUCAAAGUAUUCAUACUGGUGAGAAACCCUAUGACUGUAAGGAAUGUGGAAAGGCCUUUAGACUACAUUCAUCACUUAUUCAACAUCAGAGAAUUCAUUCUGGUGAGAAACCAUACAAAUGUAAGGAAUGUAAGAAGGCAUUUAGACAACAUUCACAUCUUACUUACCAUCAGCGAGUUCAUAAGGUCACUAAAUAA